AUGGUCCGUGUUAUCUACAAGACCAUCUUUGCCAUGCUGGCCGCCAUGACCUUCAGCUCGACCGAAGCUGAUUUCGGUUGUGCUUACUCGCCGUGGAACAAAGAUAAAGUGGUGACCAGGGAAGUUCUUGUGACGGAACUCCAACUUCUUGCCCUCAACUUUUCGGUUUUCCGUUCGUUUCAUACGCUCGUAAACGGUGUCAACAUCAUUGAGGUUGCAGCAGAAGUCGGUCUACAGAUAGAUGUCGGCAUUGACAUGACUGACGAGACGAAAAUUGACCUUGAGAUUGAAGCUGUCUGCACUGCUUACAAGUCGUACUCAACGACCAUGAGGACGGUCUUGGUCGGUAACGAGAACUUGUUAAACAAUGACUUUGGCACAUAUAGUGCCGAAGUGCUUAUCAAAUACAUCCAGCAGGUCCAGGCUUGUGUGGGUGUCGACGUCCGCGUUGGUACGGUGCAGCGCGUCAACGAGUGGCUCAGCGCUGCUGGAGCUGAAGAGAUUGUCAAAGUGAGUACCGUCAAUGGCGUGAACAUUCACCCUUUCUUCGCUACUUCGAGCACUUUGUCACCUAUCGAGAUGCUCAAGGCACAAUGGGGACAGAUUGAGACAAAGUAUGGGAGUAUGGAGUCAUGGAUGGUUACUGAGACCGGUUGGCCUACAGCUGGUGGAACCCCCACCAGCAACAUUGCAUCGGUAGAAAUUGCACAGCAGUACUUGAUCGACGUCUCCUUGUGGUCGUCGGACAAGACCGUGAUCUGGUUCAUGUUCAGCGAUUCCCUCGUAUCCUACAAUGGCAUGGAGAUUGAGAAGCAUUUCGGGCUUUAUGACGCGACAUGUACUACCAAAAACCUGGAGAUUCCGAUCAACCAACUCGCACUCAACGUUUCGGCCUCUGUGGGUGUGCCUCUGCAGCAGGUACCUCCUAUUGCAAUGGUGGGUGACCCUCUCACACGCACCACAGAGACAAUGGUGGGUGACCCUCUUACACGCACCACAGAGACAAUGGUGGGUGACCCUCUUACACGCACCACAGAGACAAUGGUGGGUGACCCUCUCACACGUCCCCAGGAGACAAUGGUGGAUGUUCCACACAUGCGGACCCCAGAGACAAAUGUGGAUGAUCCCUACAUGCGGACCCCAGAGACAUUGGCGACGCCGGGUAAGCCUCUGGAAGGAAAUAACGAGGCGGGUAAGCCCUCGGGCCCGACCGGCAAGGACUGCACCAUUUAG
Peronospora farinosa is the source of this 1233-nucleotide messenger RNA. Lineage: Eukaryota; Oomycota; Peronosporomycetes; Peronosporales; Peronosporaceae. The record is from the annotation of a GenBank genome assembly.